Myripristis murdjan (pinecone soldierfish) is the source of this 1733-nucleotide messenger RNA. RefSeq names its product hepatitis A virus cellular receptor 1 (gene havcr1). The transcript has 7 exons. Gene Ontology annotation, molecular function: phosphatidylserine binding. The record is from RefSeq and is a predicted model, not a curated record. Gene Ontology annotation, biological process: apoptotic cell clearance; cytoskeletal rearrangement involved in phagocytosis, engulfment. NCBI's taxonomy places the organism in Eukaryota, Metazoa, Chordata, Actinopteri, Holocentriformes, Holocentridae. Bases 3 to 794 code for a protein of 263 amino acids.
UCAUGAAGACUGUGACGUGCUCCCGCUGGCUGCUGCUCCUCUUCGGUGUAAAAGUUGGCCGAUGUGGAGGUCGGAGGAUUGAUGGCGUUGCAGGUCAGAGUGUCACUCUGCCAUGUAAAUAUGACCUCAAGACACAGGGGUCAUCUGCAGUAUGCUGGGGGAGAGGAGCAAUACCAACCUAUGGCUGCAGCGACCAGAUAAUUGCCACUGAUGGAACUAAAGUGAGAGAGGAAACUAGAAGGUCCAACAGGUACCAGCUGCUGGGAAAACUGGACCAUGGUGACGUUUCCCUGACAAUACUGAACGCUACAGAGAGAGACAGCGGACAAUAUGGAUGCAGGGUGCAGGUGUCUGGAUGGUUCAAUGAUGAGAAAUAUCACAUCGAGUUGACCAUCACAAAAGCUCCUGCGACGAUUUCACCAUCAGACAGUGUGACAUCUACGCAGCACACACCGUCCAAUCACAUAGAAGCAGAUCAUGUGACCUCCACAGACAAUUGGCUCACAUCCUGUCCACAUGCUGUCCAGGCUGAUGAGGAGGAGAGCAGCAGUGGUCUCACUGUGGUUUUGGUGUGUGUUGUGCUGGUGCUAGUCGCUCUGAUCACUGUGGUCAGCCUUAUCAUCAUUGGAAGGAGGUGGAAGAAACUCAACAAAAUGCUCCAAAUGCCUCAGCAGUCUGCUUCGACGAUGCGUUUCAGCUCCUCGUCAUCCAGUCUGAGGCUGCACAGCAGGGCUUCAGCGGUGGAGAACAUCUACCAACUGGAGGGAAUCAAUGACUACGAGGACUGUCCCUGAGACUGAGCUGCAGGACAGCCCCCACGCAGCCCAAGCUCCCACAACACGCACAUCCUGGAGCUGUUUAGGUGUUGAUGUGAGUGUGGGACGCUGCAAUCGACUGAACCGCGUCUUAAAUAAACCUGAGAGCUGAAACAAUAUUUAUCAAACCACUAAAGGUUUGGUCUUCAAGGACCAGACCAGUGUGUGUUUCAAUCCACCUGUUUUUAUUUGCAUUUUCAAUUUGCAUAUUAAAAACCCGAAUGGACACACUGAAAAUUUGAAAAAAUCCCCAAAUAUUGCCAAAAACGUUUUUACAACUGGGGGAGGUAGAAAAGUUGGUGUAUCGAUAAAAGGAAGAUGCGAAUAAGUGCUGUGGAAACACGUUUAGCGAAUAAACGGUGAUGUUUGUGAUCACGUGACUUCCACUGCACUGUACAGACAAAAAUGGCGGCAGAUAACAGCACCCAGUAUGUUUGGACUGAAGAAGACACUUUAACUUUUCCUAAACUAAUUCAAGAAAACAAUACUAAUGCUCAUCAGUACUCUUGUAAGAGCGCAUAGUUGCAGUACAAUAAAACUCUAUUUCUAUUCCCUCUUUCUCUACAAUCUAUGGUAAUAUCUACAAAAUGUUUCUGCUAAUUUUAUCCCAAAUCAAGCAGUGGUAUUUUAGAACUGCCAUAUCAUUUUUCCUCCCUUUUCUCCAGUCAUUGUGUAGCAACCCUUGGCAUCAAUAAGGAGGCGUAGAGCUCAACUGGUACAAAUUUUAUUUCCUCAUGAGCACCGUGAAACUAAAAAACACAUAGGAAAAUAUUAAUAAUUUCACAUAUUAAAAAAGGUCUUAAUAUAUAAUUUCAUUUCAACAGUUUACAUUUUAAAAAACACACUUUACUAUCAUGAUCAACAAUAACAGUCAAAUAUAGCACAAUUAAACUACACUUAGUGCAUACAAUUAUAUCA